AUGGACUCGGAGUGGCCAAGCCUUUCUUCGGUCACAGAGACACAUAAACGGGAGACUGACUCGGAGAGAUCGAGUUUUUCUCCGGUUACGUCAUCACUGAAGAGAUCUAAGAAAAAACCGCAGCCCAUACCGGAGGAAUUUAAAGACAACGCUUAUUGGGAACGCAGAAAGAAGAACAACGAAUCGGCGAAGCGGUCUCGUGAAAUGCGCAGAUGCAAAGAAGAGCAGACUAAAUAUAAAGUAGCGAUUUUAGAGCAGGAGAAUUUACAACUAAAAGCCGAAGUGGCCAUGUUAAGAAAAGAACUCGAAAAAGUACACAAUAUGCUGUACUCUAGAUUACCGGUUACUCACAACAGUUGA
Molecule: messenger RNA, 360 nt
Organism: Limulus polyphemus (Atlantic horseshoe crab)
Lineage: Eukaryota; Metazoa; Arthropoda; Merostomata; Xiphosura; Limulidae
Product: cell death specification protein 2-like
Exons: 1
Coding region: 1-360 (119 amino acids)
Biological process (GO): regulation of transcription by RNA polymerase II
Cellular component (GO): nucleus
Molecular function (GO): RNA polymerase II cis-regulatory region sequence-specific DNA binding; DNA-binding transcription factor activity, RNA polymerase II-specific
Source: RefSeq, a predicted model, not a curated record